AUGGUUCGCAUGAACGUUCUUGCCGAUGCGCUCAACGCCAUCAACAACGCCGAGAAACGCGGAAAGCGUCAAGUUCUCAUCCGCCCAGCUUCAAAGGUUGGUGACAUUUUUGGGAUGAUUAUGAGUGACGUAUUUUCUUCAGAUGGUAGCAGCCUCGGUCGAUAUUGACCAAGGCUCUCCGUAAUUUUAGACAGUUUAUUGUUGUAGUUAACAAUAAACAACUGUUUCUAACAGUCUAAUUAAACGGAGACACCCUUGGUUAGUUUUACUUCGUCAUCUACCUUCGGAAUCAACGCUGGAGGUACAUCUUGAUGUAAAAUCUAACUUCUAUACGCUUUUUGGUAUGAUCAAGUGAUAAAUGAAUCAUGAUCAUGCUAUGAAAUCAUAUAGAAAUCCACUUCAGUUAUAUCUUAGAUUUUCAAACAGUUUUACCAUAUAACUUCAGGUCAUUGUCCGUUUCUUGACCGUCAUGAUGAAGCACGGAUACAUCGGAGAAUUCGAAAUCGUCGAUGACCACCGCGCCGGAAAGAUCGUCGUCAACCUCACCGGACGUUUGAACAAGGCCUCCGUCAUCUCCCCACGUCUCAACAUCCGUUUGAACGUAAGUUUUUCUACAUAAAAUUAUUUCCUAACCAGCAUUUUCUACUUGCAGGAUCUCGAGAAAUACACCAACACCCUUCUCCCAUCCAGACAAUUCGGAUACCUCAUCCUUACCACCUCUGCUGGAAUCAUGGACCACGAGGAAGCCAGAAGAAAGCAUCUUGGAGGAAAAAUCCUUGGAUUCUUCUUCUAA
Messenger RNA from Caenorhabditis angaria, 793 nucleotides. The record is from the annotation of a GenBank genome assembly. Lineage: Eukaryota; Metazoa; Nematoda; Chromadorea; Rhabditida; Rhabditidae.